AUGUCUAUGAUCACAGCGACAACAUGGGUGCCUCGCGGGUUUGCGGCACCCUUCCCCUCUAAAUAUGUUUUCGACGAGGACGAGUAUGCCCGCAUUUCCGAGCUCGCAAAGCUCCAGCUCGACGAUGCGAAGGAGGACUUAGAAGAGGCGCAAGAAGAGGAGAAGCAGAAGCAAACCAACGGCAGCGGCGGCGCAACCAAAGCUCAGGACGCAGAGGAAAUCGACGAUGACCUAAAAGAGUACGACCUCGAGCACUAUGACGAUGACGACCAAGAUGGCGAGGGCGAUACCAUGGCUAUGUUUGGUAACAGCAAGAACCUGGCGUUCCACGAGAAUGACGAGGAUGACCCGUAUAUCACAAUGGAGGGCAACGCAGAAGAGGAGGACGAGGAACGGGAAGAGCUCCAGAUCUUGGGCACGGACAACUUGGUGCUGGCAGGCCGGAUAGAGGACGAGGUCGCACAUCUGGAAGUCUACGUAUACGAAGACGAAGCAGACAACAUCUACGUGCACCACGAUAUAAUGCUACCCGCGAUCCCGCUCGCAGUCGAAUGGUUGGAUCUUCCAGUUGGAAAGGCCGCCGCAGGAGGCGACGCAAAGGGAAACUACGUUGCUGUAGCCACAAUGGACCCGGACAUUGAAAUCUGGAAUCUCGACAUGGUCGACAGCAUGUACCCAGACGCAAUCCUGGGACAAGGCGCAGAGGAUGCAGACAAGCCGAAGAAGAAGAAAAAGAAGAAGUCGAAGAAGGCAAACGACGAGUUCCACGUCGACGCUGUUCUCUCACUUGCCGCAAACCGCCACCACAGGAAUCUGCUCGCAUCAUCGUCCGCAGACAAGACGAUCAAGCUGUGGGACUUGAACACGACCAAGGCCGCAAAAUCUUACACAUACCACACGGACAAGGUUUGCUCAGUUUCCUGGAACCCAGUGGAAUCUACAGUCCUGCUCAGUGGCAGCUACGACCGCACAAUCGUAGCAGCAGAUAUGCGCGCCCCCGACGCAAAAGCGCCACGCUGGGGCGUAGAAAGCGACGUAGAGACCGUCCGCUGGAAUCCCCACGACUCAAACUACUUCUACGUGUCGACCGAGAACGGCAUUAUCCACUACCACGACGCCCGCAACGCACCCGCCGACCCCUCCCAGUCAAAAGCUGUCUGGGUCCUCCAAGCCCACGACGAGUCGAUCUCCUCGUUCGACAUCAACCCUGUCAUCCCCGGCUUCCUCGCAACCGGUUCGACAGACAAGCAGGUCAAGCUGUGGAACAUCCAGGACUCCGGCCCCUCCAUGGUCGUCUCGCGCGAUCUCGGCGUCGGCAAGGUCUUUUCCACGACGUUUGCGCCCGACAAGGAAGUCGGAUUCCGCCUCGCCGUCGCAGGAAGCAAAGGCGCGGUGCAGAUCUGGGACACUUCCACCAACGCCGCCGUUCGAUCAGCGUUUGCGACCAAAGUGCCGCAGAUGAAGGGCGACGGGAAGGAGAAGGUCGUGGGGCUGGAUGAGGCUGAGACGGAUUCCGAUUCCGACGAGGGCGAGAGUGGGGAUGACGACGAGGACGCGGGCGAGAAGGGGUACGAGUCGAUGGAGGAGUAG
Molecule: messenger RNA, 1590 nt
Organism: Didymosphaeria variabile
Lineage: Eukaryota; Fungi; Ascomycota; Dothideomycetes; Pleosporales; Didymosphaeriaceae
Gene: PWP1
Product: rRNA-processing protein
Exons: 2
Coding region: 1-1590 (529 amino acids)
Biological process (GO): rRNA processing
Cellular component (GO): nucleus
Molecular function (GO): protein binding
Source: RefSeq, a predicted model, not a curated record